CCCGAAUGCUAACGACUACGUAGUAGCAGUUGGUAUGACCUCUCUAAGCUCGUCAUAACCUUUCACGUACCCCCCCCUUCUUUUACGGAAACAAGAAUCCAAAACUUAUACCAAAAAACGAUGUCUGACGUUCGAGCUCCUUCCGCUGACGAGCCCCAGGCUAAAAAGGUCAAGACCACCCACGAGUCGGGCAAGAAAGUCUGUCUGAUCGUCCACGACGGAUGGGGUCUCUCCAGCAACGAAAAGGGCAACGCCGUCUUUCACGGAGAGACGACCCACAUGGACCACAUCCGGGACACCCACAACCACGUAGAGCUCGAAGCUCACGGUCUGGCCGUCGGGUUGAAGGACGGGUUGAUGGGCAACUCGGAGGUCGGGCAUUUGAACAUCGGCGCCGGGAGGAUCGUUUGGCAGGAUAUCGUCAAGAUCGAUCAGACGAUCAAGAAGGACGAGUUCAAGGACACUCCCAACAUCGUGGCCGCUAUGAAGCACGCCAAGGAGAACAACGGGAGGUUGCACUUGAUGGGUCUCGUCUCUGACGGCGGUGUCCACGCACACAUUCUCCACCUGUUCGAGCUCCUCAAGGUCGCCAAGUCUUACGAGAUCCCCCACGUCUACGUUCACUUUUUCGGUGACGGUCGGGACACUUCGCCCAAGUCCGCCGCUGGGUACUUGAAGCAGUUGCUCGACUUUAUCAAGGAGAACGGGGUUGGAGAGGUCGCGACCAUCGUCGGGAGGUACUAUGCUAUGGACAGGGAUAAGCGAUGGGAGAGGGUCAAGAUCGCCGUCGACGGGUUGGUCAAGGGAGAGGGAGAAAAGUCGGACGACCCGCUGGCGACUGUCAACCAGCGCUACGAGGCUGGCGAGACGGACGAGUUCCUCAAGCCCAUCAUUUGCGGUUCGCCGGAGUCCCGUGUCCAAAAGGGCGACACGGUCUUCACCUUCAACUACCGUUCCGACCGAGUCAGGGAGAUCGUUACCGUCCUCGGUAUGCCCGACAAGCCCAUGGACGUCGAGGUUCCCGAGGACCUGCACAUCACCACGAUGACCAGGUACAACGCCGAGUUUCCGUUCGCGAUCGCUUUCCCGCCGAUGAGCAUGGACGACGUGUUGGCCGAGUGGUUGGGCAAGCAGGGAGUCAAGCAGUGUCACAUUGCCGAAACCGAAAAGUACGCCCACGUCACCUUUUUCUUCAACGGAGGUGUGGAGAAGCAAUUCCCGGGCGAAGAGCGUGUCAUGAUCCCGUCCCCCAAGGUGGCGACCUACGACAAGCAACCCGAGAUGAACGCCCAGGGUGUAGCCGACUCGGUCGCCGAGACGGUCAAGUCGGGCAAGUACGAAUUCGUCAUGUGCAACUUUGCGCCGCCCGACAUGGUCGGACAUACCGGGGAUUUCGAGGCUGCCGUCAAGGCGAUCACGGCUACGGACAAGGCGGUCAGGACGAUCUACGAUGCGUGCAUGGAGGCUGGGUACGAGAUUGCCAUCACCGCCGAUCACGGCAACGCCGAGCAGAUGCUCGACCCCGAGACUGGCAACCCGCACACGGCGCACACGACCAACCCGGUCCCCUUCAUCACCUCGUUCCCGCUGAAACAAGAGGGAGGGUGUCUCGCCGAUGUCGCCCCGACUGUCUUGGCCGUUAUGGGUUUGCCUCAACCCGAGGCCAUGACCGGGAAGAGCUUGUUGGCUUGAGCUCGAUCUUAGGGCUGGUGUUGUAUGCGAAAAAGACCAAGGCUAGAGGCCGGCAAAAAAGGUGAAGAAGGUGCUGGACUGGGUAUGAUUGAAUUAUACGAAAUACAUAUAGAUGG
Molecule: messenger RNA, 1808 nt
Organism: Filobasidium floriforme
Lineage: Eukaryota; Fungi; Basidiomycota; Tremellomycetes; Filobasidiales; Filobasidiaceae
Product: phosphoglycerate mutase
Exons: 8
Coding region: 121-1692 (523 amino acids)
Biological process (GO): glucose catabolic process
Cellular component (GO): cytoplasm
Molecular function (GO): manganese ion binding
Source: RefSeq, a predicted model, not a curated record